Phragmites australis (common reed) is the source of this 841-nucleotide messenger RNA. Its product is annotated as probable plastidic glucose transporter 1. Gene Ontology annotation, biological process: monosaccharide transmembrane transport. The transcript has 7 exons. Gene Ontology annotation, cellular component: membrane. Gene Ontology annotation, molecular function: hexose transmembrane transporter activity. The record is from RefSeq and is a predicted model, not a curated record. Lineage: Eukaryota; Viridiplantae; Streptophyta; Magnoliopsida; Poales; Poaceae. Bases 1 to 618 code for a protein of 205 amino acids.
AUGCUGGAUUUGGAAGCAUUGCAAUGCAUGUGUCUUCAAUGGGGCUUCCCCAAGGGUCCAGAAGGUGCUGCACGAGGUCUUGGACGAAGCUCGCCUAUGCGACCUGAAAAUCUGAAGCACAAAUAUCCUUUGUAUUUUGCAGAAGAGGUGAAAAUUGCAUUGAUUGGAGGGACCCUUUUUUUUCUGCAACAGUUUGCUGGAAUUAAUGGUGUUCUUUAUUUUUCGUCAUUAACAUUCCGUGAUGUUGGUAUUACAAGUGGUGCUUUAACGAGCUUAUAUGUUGGAAUAACCAACUUUGGAGGGGCAAUUGUUGCUUCAAAUUUGAUGGAUAAGCAAGGGCGAAAGAAACUUUUGAUAGGAAGCUAUCUUGGAAUGGCAUUCGCAAUGUUCCUGAUAGUAUACGGCAGCAGCUUCCUGCUUGAUGAAGGAAUCGCCCAUAGCCUGUCAAUUACUGGAACUCUUUUGUACAUUUUUACUUUUGCCUGCUGGGCCAGUUACAGGUAUCGUUAUACCAGAGCUGAGCAGUGCUCGGACACGCUCAAAAGUUAUUGGCUUCAGCUUCACUGUACAUUGGGAUAUGUAACUUUCUUAUGGGACUAUAUUUUCUGGAGCUUGUGAAGAAGUUUGGGGUUGAAGCAGUCUAUGCAGGUUUCGGUGGGGUCUCUUGUUGACAGCAGUUUUCGCCUACAAUUUCAUAGUCGAACACAAGGACGUUCUCUUGAGGAAAUUGAGAUGUCUUUGAGCCCUGCUAACCCUGGCAAGCGAGAGUAAAACAUGUCCGUCCAUUCAGUCAUGCGGACGAACUGGCACUCUCUGCUGCCUCAAGGAAUUUAUAACAGAG